Molecule: messenger RNA, 4012 nt
Organism: Oncorhynchus tshawytscha (Chinook salmon)
Lineage: Eukaryota; Metazoa; Chordata; Actinopteri; Salmoniformes; Salmonidae
Product: oxysterol-binding protein-related protein 3-like
Cellular component (GO): perinuclear endoplasmic reticulum; intracellular membrane-bounded organelle; cytosol
Molecular function (GO): cholesterol binding
Source: RefSeq, a predicted model, not a curated record
UGCGGCUGCACGCACUUCGGGAAACAUUCAAUUCACGAUGGUGUCAUUCUGGAGACUGGAAGAAAGCUGCUAGUACUGUAGGUUCAAGUUGUCAUUUUAAAACUUUAUUUUGAAUGUAUUUAUACCGCAAAAUAUAAAUUAUAGUCUUAUAUUAUUCGCCAACAAAUAACACAAUAGUUCAGCGAAAAUAUUUGACUCUCGUUUAUCGUCUCUCGGGAAUCUAAACCUCAGUAGAAACUUUACAAAGUGAGGGGAUGUUCCAGAUGGACAAGGUUGCAGCACCUCACUGACCCAGAGAAGCCCAAGUCCCAAGGAGAGAGGAUCCUCAAGCCCCAAGGAGACGGCCUGCAGGGGCAGGGAGAGGCAGGGAGACGGCCUGCAGGGAGAUGGGCUCAGAGGAGAGGAGUUCAGCCAUGUCUCACAAGAUAUCUUCCCCCUCACACAGCAACAGCAGCUCCUCCUCCAAACACGACAGCCGACAGGACAGUUGGGAGAUUGUAGAGGGGCUGCGUGGAGGACACAGUAGUGUCCAGGAGCCCCAGAAGCAGGAUGGAUACAUGCUGAAGAGGAGGAAGUGGCCGAUGAAGGGAUGGCACAAGAGAUACUUCUACUUGGACAAGGGCAUCCUGAAGUAUGCCAAGUGUGGUGCUGACAUUGAGAAGGGGAAGUUACACGGCUGUAUUGACGUGGGUCUCUCUGUUAUGGCCAUUAAGAAGUCAGCCCAGUGCAUUGAUCUGGAUGCAGAGGAAAACAUCUAUCACCUGAAGAUCAAGUCACAGGAGCUGUUUGAUGAAUGGGUGUCUAAGCUACGCCACCAUCGGCUGUACCGUCAGAAUGAGAUUGCUAUGUACCCCCAGGAGAAGGCUUACUACUACCCCCACUUCCCCCCUCCCGGGUCCCCCGUGUGGGAUAGAACGAGGCAUGUGUCUCUAGCCAGGCAGGCAUCGGUCCAUGCUGCAGGUAGCUUCCCUGUGACCUGUACCAGCCAAUCCAAGGUGGCCGCCUGGCUGCAGUCCUCAGACGACAUGAACAAGUGCUCUAAAGACAUGUCAGUGUGUGAGUCCUACCUGUUGGAGCUGAACCAUCUGCUACAGAGUAUGGAGGUCAUCCACCGCACCUACUCAGCUCCAGCCAUCAACGCACUACUGCAGGCUUCUACAUUUGACACCCCCAAAAAGGAAAAAAGGCCCCCAAGGAAAUGGCGCGGUUCUAAAAACUACGGCAAAGAUGUGAAAACAACACUGCAGGUUCCCAGUUGCAUUUCAUCUGGCUCCGUCCGUCUCCACGCCUCCAACCCCAACCUCUCUACUGCAGCCCUGGGGACUGCGAAGGCCUACCCUGAACCUCCCUAUAUGGACUCUCCUAUAGACGUAGCCAAACUACAGGAGGACUUCUGCCGCGUCGCUAACAACCUGCAUGCCACCAUGAAGUCAGCCCUGAGCGCUCUCACCUCUGAGAAGGAGAAGUUAAAACAGGUGCUGGACCACCAAGACACAUGCCCCCCUACCUCUCCAGGGAUUAUGGGUCUGAAGAACGCUCUGUCCUCGGCUAUAGCCCAGAACUCUGAACUGAGAGAGCGGCUGAGCAACAUUCACGCUGAGUCCAGCUGCGUCCCAGAACCCUCCACUGGGCUCAUAAACCUCUCUGGUCCCCUACAGAAGCAAGACUCCACCGAUGGAUCCCACCCCCUAGUUCACCAGGCGUCCAAUGAGAGCAGAGCGUCCAUCACAGAGUCUCUGUCAGAGUUCUUCGAUGCUCAGGAGGUUCUACUGUCUGCCAGCUCCUCAGAAAACGAGGCCUCUGAUGAUGACUCAUACAUCAGUGACAACGUCAGCGACAACAUCUCCAUGGACAACUUCAGCAACGAGACGGAGAGACCUAACUCGGGCUGUGAAGAGAACGGGGCCCUUCUGAGAAGACGCAGGUCGUGCCUCCCGUCGGCCAGCCCUAACACCAGUAACAUCAGUCUAUGGAACAUCCUUAAGAACAACAUAGGGAAAGACCUCUCCAAGGUGGCUAUGCCUGUUCAGCUGAACGAGCCCCUCAACACCCUGCAGAGACUGUGUGAGGAGCUGGAGUACAGCGAGCUGCUGGACAGAGCUGCUAACACACAGGACCCCUUAGAACGCAUGGUGUACAUAGCCACGUUUGCAGUGUCGGGGUACGCGUCCAGCUACCACCGAGCGGGAGGGAAGCCCUUCAACCCGGUCCUGGGGGAGACCUAUGAGUGUGACCGCCCCGACAAGGGCCUCCGAUUUGUAGCAGAACAGGUCAGCCAUCACCCACCUAUAUCAGCAUGCCAUGCUGACUCUAAAAACUACAUAUUCUGGCAAGACAUGAGGUGGAAAAACAAGUUCUGGGGGAAGUCUAUGGAAAUAGUUCCUGUGGGCACCACCCAUGUGAUGCUGCCAGGGUUUGGGGACCACUAUGAGUGGAACAAGGUCACGUCCUGUAUCCACAACAUCCUGAGUGGGCAGCGCUGGAUAGAACACUACGGAGAGAUCUCCAUCAGGAACACCAGCACUGAUAUCUGCCAGUGUAAGGUCACCUUCAUCAAGGCCAAGUACUGGAACUCGAGUGUUAACGAGGUGGAGGGCACCAUCACAGACCACAAGGGGAAGGUCAUCCACAGACUGUUUGGGAAGUGGAACGAGGGGGUGUACUGUGGAGACCCCCCCUCUGCCACCUGCAUCUGGAGAGCCAAUGCCAUGCCGGCUGACCACGAGCAGUACUACGGCUUCACUAAGUUUGCUAUGGAGCUCAAUGAGCUGGACCCUUCACUGAAACUGCUGCUGCCUCCCACAGACACCCGGCUACGGCUCGACCAGAGGCUGCUAGAGGAGGGCAACAUAGAGGCAGCAGAGGAACAGAAACAGAAGAUAGAACAGCAGCAGAGAGACAGACGCAGAGUCCUGGAGGAAAACACCAUGACACAUCAACCCACAUUCUUCAGGAAAUCAAAGGACGACACCUGGGUUAGCAACAACACUUACUGGGACCUGAGAAGGGAUCCAGGCUUUUCCCACCUGGACUGUCCUGUGUUGUGGUGACCUGAGGAGGGAACCAGGCUAUCACCUCCUGGACUGUCCUGUGUUGUGGUGACCUGAGAAGGGAUCCAGGCUAUCACCUCCUGGACCCUCCUGUGUUGUGGUGACCUGAGAAGGGAUCCAGGCUAUCACCUCCUGGACCCUCCUGUGUUGUGGUGACCUGAGGAGGGAACCAGGCUAUCAUCUCCUGGACUGUCCUGUGUUGUGGUGACCUGAGAAGGGAUCCAGGCUAUCACCACCUGGACUGUCCUGUGUUGUGGUGACCUGAGAAGGGAUCCAGGCUAUCACCACCUGGACUGUCCUGUGUUGUGGUGACCUGAGGAGGGAACCAGGCUAUCACCACCUUGACUGUCCUGUGUUGUGGUGCCCUGAGGAGGGAACCAGGCUAUAACCACCUUGACUGUCCUGUGUUGUGGUGCCCUUAGUGUGACUUUUGUGGCCACUGGUCACACACCUGGGUCAUGUUUAUUAGGCCCAGGACUGAAACAGGGAGGGACUACCUGAACGUGUCCAGUAAGAAACACUUGUGCGUUCAAAAGGCAGAAAACAGACUGCAACUUCCAGUCCAAUAAGAAACUUUAUUUACGUUUUGCUACGGUGUGCACUUAUGAACACGACCCUGUUUGGUCUUCCUGUCUGUACUGUGACCCAGGCUGGUUCUGGGGGCUGGAGUCCUGCUGCUCUAUCCGUCUCAUUGGUUACGGCUCAAAUGGCACCCUAUUCCCUACAUAGUGUACUGCUUUUGACCAGAGCCCUGCGGGCCCAAGUAGUGCAUCAUACGCUAAAGGGAAUAGGGUGCCAUUUGGGACGUACGGUCUUGCACAUGUCCAUCUACUGUCCAUCAUUCACAUGUCCAUCUACUAUCCAUCAUUCACAUGUCCAUCUACUAUCCAUCAUUCACAUGUCCAUCUACUAUCCAUCAUUCACAUGUCCAUCUACUAUCCAUCAUUCACAUGUCCAUCUAC